Molecule: messenger RNA, 9869 nt
Organism: Bemisia tabaci
Lineage: Eukaryota; Metazoa; Arthropoda; Insecta; Hemiptera; Aleyrodidae
Gene: ctrip
Product: E3 ubiquitin-protein ligase ctrip
Biological process (GO): DNA damage response; protein polyubiquitination; proteasome-mediated ubiquitin-dependent protein catabolic process
Cellular component (GO): nuclear speck
Molecular function (GO): zinc ion binding; ubiquitin protein ligase activity
Source: RefSeq, a predicted model, not a curated record
CUGUAUGUUCUGUCAGUGUGUUGCUGCUACGUGAAUGUCAAAAAUACCAAGUAAUCCCGAAUUCUGACCGUAAAUUAUGCAUUUCUUUAUAGACUUUUCGCCCUAAAACCGUCAGAAUCAGUAAAUUCAUUACGUUGGAUCACGUUCCAGGUUAAGGGUGUUUUUAACCGUGGCAUGCCGACAGAACCGGUGAGACGCGUCUAUGGCCGAGCAAGUUGAUUCUUCAUCUCUGUUUGGGGGCGUGUCUAGUACAGCUGCUGCUAAUUUAUCGUCAAGUAAUACGACAGCGCACUCCAGUGAAACAAUCUUCUCCACGAGCGGGAGGAGCGAGCAAGGGGGGAGUGAAUCUGAAAGAGGCAGAAAAAGGCAUCGUGAGGACCCACCCAAGGCUGUUGAGAAAUCUAAACGGGCUCGUGUCAGCUCUGUGGACAAGAGGAGUGAAUGCGGGAGACAAACAGUCACGGAAGUCCCUACUCCAGUGGCUAAGCCACGAAGUCGUGGUCGCCCGCCGUCUUCUGCUGCUGAGAGCACAGCAGGCUCGUCAAAGCUUCGCAAGCCGUGGAAUUCUGGCACAAGCUCGAAGGCAACAGUGUCUGGCUGGAGUGCCAUCAGCAUUCCAGAAGUCCCCAAACCUAAAGAGGCAAAAUCACAGUCCCGCAAGCUUCUCCUAACAUCUGGUGGUCCAUUCACAGUCAAAAAAGUUGCUCAGAACACGUCUGCUCCCAGCGCACGUACCAGCUCUGGCAAGAGAGCUGUCUGUGAUCAUCAGUAUUCCUCUUCUUCCUCUACUUUAGAUCUAGAUUCUGUAGCUGAGGCAACCCCAUCGACAACAAAAAGUAGUCUACGCAACCAAUCUGCCACUGCCAAAAAGGAGCCACAGAGGUGCCCAACUGCUUCUUCUAAACGCUUGCUCCGCAUCCUGAAUUCAAGUCACACUGCAGUUUCUUUGGGUAACCCUGAAUUGCCAAGCGAGCAACCAUUGCCAGCCUCUGUCAAAUUCCAAUCGUCAACUUCGACCUCAGCUGGCAGUUUUACACACUUUUCCAUUUCUACAAACCAUCCCGCCUCUAAGAAGAAACAUUCUAGAACUUCUGCUUCAGGUGCAGAAAAUCCUUCUACAUCUAGCAGUGGCACUACUGUAUGUAAAUACCCUCUACGUAGCCAAACAAAAGCAAGCAGCUCUAUUGCCCAACCUACCGCACCGUCCACAAGUAGCUCCAGUAAAUCCAAAACGUCUUCUAAGAAACCAAAAGUUUCUCAUACCGAUAACCUGGGCGGAAGUCAGUCAAACUAUCACACUCGAGAGGCACAACCCUCUCCCUCUCCCCAAACGCGACGAAGUACGCGCUCACAGGCUUCUUCAAAAUCAACAACGGGGUCCUGUGCUAGCACGAGUCGCCGCUCUUGCCGAGUAAAGCAGCCAUUGGCUGGAGGGUGCGAGAGUGAAGAGCAAGGACGAGGAAUGUCCACACCUGCCGAGCAGCAAGAUGGAGGUGCAACUGCGUCGGCUCAGCCUCACCAUGUCAACACGACCAACUCGUCCACUGCUAACACAACAGCCACCAAUGAAACGGCUGGUCAUGCACCCUCGGUUUUAAUGGCGAAUGUGGUUGGAGGUGUGACAGACAGCGAAAGUGAAGAUAGCGAAGUAGGACGUCUUCAAGUUUUGCUGGAAGCACGUGGACUCCCACCUCAUUUUCUACCUCGUAUGCAGCACCUCCUUCACCGUAGCAUGGGUGCUAAUUCCUCUGCCACCAGAGCUCAACAAUUGCUGAACAGUCUGCAAGCUAUAGGUGACGAAGGCCAGCAACUUCAAGCUGUGAUAGAAAUGUGUCAAAUGUUGGUCAUGGGGAAUGAAGACACUCUAAAUGGUUUUCCAGUCAAACAGGUUGUCCCAGCACUAGUCACAUUACUAUCCAUGGAACAUAAUUUUGAUAUGAUGAAUCAUGCUUGCCGUGCUCUGACAUACAUGAUGGAAGCUUUACCACGCUCCUCAGCUGUUGUAUUGGAUGCUGUGCCCGUUUUUCUAGAAAAACUUCAAGUUAUUCAGUGCAUGGAUGUCGCAGAACAGAGUCUGACUGCUCUUGAAAUGCUGUCCAGACGCCAUAAUAAAGCCAUCUUACGAGCUCGAGGAGUAGCGGCUUGCCUCAUGUAUCUCGACUUUUUCUCAAUAAAUGCCCAAAGAGCAGCUUUGGCUGUAACAGCGAACUGUUGUCAAAACCUGCACACAGAGGAAUUCCAUUUUGUUUCGCCCUCAUUGUCUUUUCUGGCCAACCGUCUAGCUCUUCAGGAUAAAAAAAGUGUGGAAAGUGUAUGUUUAGCAUUCAGUCGGCUUGUCGAAAGUUACCAAUCAGACUCUGCCAAGUUAAGAGAAAUAGCCAGUACGCAACUAUUAACAAAUCUCCAGCAGUUGUUGGUUGUUGUCCCUCCUGUCAUCAAUUCAGGCACUUUUAUCACUGUUUUGAGAAUGAUGGCCAUUAUGUGUGCCAAUUGUCCAGAUCUUGCACAUGUGUUAUUGGAACAGAACAUUGCUGAAACCUUGUGUUACUUGCUGACAGGCCAACCGGCGGAUAGUUUGAAAGAUGAUAUUGAAUUAACAUCCAGAAGUCCGCAAGAACUUUAUGAAAUAACCUGCCUUAUUGGAGAGCUGAUGCCUCGUCUUCCAUCGGAUGGUUUGUUUGCUGUAGAUGCAUUGCUUGAAAGACCCACCGUAACAUAUAGUGGUACUUAUGACGCAAUCAUGUGGCAAUGGCGUGACGAUAGAACUUUGUGGCAUCCCUAUUCCCCCAUAGACUCGCGUAUAAUUGAGGCUGCUCACCAAGCUGGCGAAGACGAGGUAACUUUGACAACCCUGGGACGUACAUACACAAUUGAUCUCCAUACAAUGCAACAAAUCAAUGAGGACACAGGAACGUCUCGUCCUGUUCAGCGCAGAAUCAACUACAAUGCUCUUUUAGAUAAUGCAGAAAAUAUCAAUAACAACACCCAAAAUAGUAGUAAUGUUACAAGGGAUAACAUUGAUAACAGUGAUUUGGCUGCUGUUUUCAUUCGAAGUCUAUUCAGCGUUCUCUACGAAGUGUACAGCAGCAGUGCAGGACCUGCGGUAAGGUGUAAGUGCUUGCGAGCUCUCUUGCGUAUGGUUUACUAUGCACCACCGCAGUUGCUCCAGGAAGUGCUAAAAAAUCAGGUCGUGUCCAGUCACAUAGCAGGCAUGAUGGCGUCGCAAGACUUGCGGAUUGUGGUCGGAGCUCUUCAGAUGGCUGAAAUCCUCAUGACUAAGCUUCCUAAUGUGUUCGAGAUUCAUUUCACUCGGGAAGGUGUAAUGCACCAAAUUAAGCAACUUGCAGACCCAGGUGUCCCGUUAAGUGCGUCACCACCAAAGUCCACUCCAAGCUCUGAAAGCGCUUUCUUCCCUGGUCCCUCCGGUUCCCAAGCAUCGCCUGCAACUAGUCAAAGUCAAGAGGAGAGUAGUCAAACCACUCGAUCAGCAAGUCCCUCACAGCUUCGAAUUUGUGAUGUGCUUAAACGAAAGCGCACACCACGAAGACAGCUGUCAGGCUCUCGCAAGUCGCGUCAUGAUGAGAGUUCUAUCUCCUCUGCCAUUAUGAUGCAAGACCUGUUUGCCAAAGCCACCACUCUUAGUAAUACGUCAACUAGUAAUGGAAGGAGUGCAACUAGCAGCUCUUCUCGAUCUCGUUUUUCUGGUGCUACAUCCAAAACUAGCAGUUUCCUUGCUUCCCUCAAUCCAGCCAGAUGGGGACGCAGCUCUGAACAUCGACCUUUUAGCAAGGAUUCAAACUUACCAAAAUGUGCAAGUAGUACCAACAUUAGUGCGGGUAACAAGGAGAAAGCUCGGCAGUGGGUGCGUGAGCGAGCCUCCAAAUUUGUCGAAAUGUUCGACAAAGCAAGUACAAAUAUCAAUAACGAUAACUCAACCUCUUCAAUCCUAUCAAGACUCACUCUCGCCAUCAACAAAUUAGACAAUCAAGCUGAAGAUAGUUUAACUGCUUUAGAAGAACUGCGAGACAUCGUCAUAACUUCAGAUAUAUCACCUUUUGAGGUCAAUCAUAGUGGUUUAGUCAAAAGUCUUCUAGAUUUUCUAACACGUGUUGACGAUUCAGUCAUUUGUCGAGAAAAUAGACUCAGGAGAUUCCUCCAUGUUUUCGCCGGAUGUCCGGCUGAUGUUUUGUUCGGCAAUCUGAAUAACCUAGAUGUGACAAGCUUUUCUGCAUUAGUUUCCAAGUUGAAUGGUUGUAUAUCCCAGUUGGAGCAGUUUCCAGUUAAAGUACAUGAUCUUCCUGCGGGCACUGGCUCGACUACUCCCCUCAAAUUCUUCAAUACACAUCAACUCAAAUGUCACCUCCAGCGGCAUCCUAGUUGUACAAAUUUGAAACAAUGGAAGGGUGGAGCAGUGAAAAUAGACCCUUUGGCUCUUGUAGAGGCAAUCGAGCGUUAUCUAGUCAUUCGUGGUUAUAGUCGCAUACGUGACAAAGACGUCGCAGACUCCGACGAUGAUAAUAGUGAUGAAGAUACAGAUGAUACUUCCGCUGCUGUGGUAAUCAGUCAAAGUGCGACGAGACAUAAACUGCAGUUCCUGAUUGGUGAACAUGUUUUGCCGCACAACAUGACAGUUUACCAAGCCAUCAGACAGUUUUCGCCUGUCGUCACCAACACAGAGAAUAGUGAAACUGACACUGAUAAUGAAACUCCUUUGGGUUCUGCUAAUGUAUGGGUUCAAACGCAUACAGUUUAUUACAGGCCUGUUCCUGAAGACCAAGUCUCUAGUAGUAGUAAAACGAAUAUUAAUGUUACAUCUCCACGAAAAGGCAAAGGAACUGGCAGUAAAAGCAAUUCCCGAAGGAAAACAGAUGAUCUAUGGACUGAAGGAGUUGUACCUUCCAAGAAGUCACCUCUAGAAUCAUUUUUAACUGCAAAACUUCCCGAUAAUGUACAAAUUCAAGAUGCCUCUUUGCCCGUUCUCGCUCUUCUACGUGUCUUUCAAGCUUUGAACCGAUAUUGGGGCUCUCUUUACACAACCCUCGAGUACAAGCCAUUAAUACCGCAUCAGGAAUUUAUCAACAACAAAAUCACAGCCAAAGCAAAUCGACAGCUUCAAGACCCGCUAGUCAUUAUGACGGGCAACCUACCGUGUUGGCUCCAGCAAAUUGCAUCGUCUUGUCCGUUCUUGUUUCCAUUCGAAACGAGGCAGCUCCUUUUCCAUGCAAUCUCCUUUGACCGUGAUCGAGCUCUUCAGCGUUUGCUUGACUCCAGUCCUGAGUUGAGCAACUCAACUGACUCUCAAGAACGUGUCACACCACGCCUUGACCGCCGGAAGCGAACCGUGUCGCGCAAUGAUAUCCUAAAGCAAGCAGAGUCUGUGAUUCACGACCUAGCCUCCUCGAAAGCACUUUUAGAGGUCCAAUACGAAGAUGAGGUCGGAACUGGUCUAGGCCCAACAUUAGAAUUCUAUGCUCUUGUAUCAAGAGAACUCCAGAAGAGUGACCUAGAACUUUGGCACAACUCCAGCAAUUCCCAGCCACAUGUCUUCUCGCCAACAGGCUUGUUCCCAGCACCCAUACCUCGCUCUAACAAGUCCACGCAUCUGGUUAAUCUUAAAGCCAAGUUCCGCUUCAUCGCAAAAUUCAUGGCCAAAGCUCUGAUGGAUUCUAGAAUGUUGGACAUUCCCUUCAGUAUAUCGUUCUAUCGCUGGCUCCUUGGACAAGAAGCCUGUCUUACUCUCAGCGAUUUGGCCCAUGUUGCACCAGACAUUUACAAAACUCUGGCUCAACUAGAAAAUAUUGUACAGCAGAAACUUAGAAUAGAAUCAAACACUUCCCUCUCUACAGCUGAACAAACCAAACAGAUCAACUCAUUACAUUUAGACGGUUGCGCAAUUGAAGAUCUAGGCCUUGAUUUCACUCUCCCUGGAUAUUCAUCCAUUGAACUGCGGAAAGGUGGUCGAGAUAUACCAGUCACUAUCCAUAAUGUUGAGCAAUAUAUUAAGCUGGUGACUCAUUGGUAUCUGAAUGAGGGAAUUAGUCGACAGAUGGAGUCAUUUCGCGAAGGCUUUGACUGUGUGUUUCCCCUGGCUAACCUUGCUAUGUUCUACCCCGAAGAGCUUGACGCCGUCUUCUGCGGUUCUAAUUCGCAUAUCAAUUGGGAUAUCAAAACUUUGGCUGAGUGCUGUCGUCCUGACCAUGGCUACACACCAGACAGUCGAGCCAUCAAGCUCCUGUUUGAAAUACUUGCAUCGUAUACUGAACAGGAACAGCGUGAUUUUGUGCAAUUCGUGACAGGUUCACCUCGGCUUCCUGUUGGAGGUUUCAAGGCUCUGUCACCGCCUUUAACGAUUGUUCGAAGGACUUUCGACACAAACUUGUGCGCUGAUGAAUUUUUACCAUCUGUGAUGACUUGCGUGAACUAUCUAAAGCUUCCAGACUACUCUUCGCUGGAAGUGAUGAGGCAAAAGCUGCAAGUUGCUGCCAAAGAAGGCCAACACUCAUUCCACCUCUCGUAGUGUGUUUCUGCCUGGUCUUUCUUAUUCUCCCUCCUACACAACCUCAGUUCCGUUUUAGCAAGGAGAAGAGUGGCGCAGCACUAAUCUAUCAGACUGAGCUAUUCAAUUCAUCUGAAUCUCGCCUAAGGACCGGAACAAGGUUUAAAGCCCCACAAAACUUUUUUGAACGAAACACCAAGUUCUUCCAUUUUUUCAUCAAAGACCAAGCUUUAGUGGUAGGAUACUGCGCUUUAACUACGAUUGAAAGAUUCACUCGCAAUGCUCUCGUAUAAAUUAUGAUUUUUACUGAAUUGUAUCAAGGUGACUUGUAGCAUGAAAAGUCUAACCUUACAUUCACACUGGUGAUCUCGUAUCCAGUGUUGGUAACGCUCCAAAAUUACGAGUUGUUAAUUUACUGGAACCAUCGCAAGGCAAUUUUUCAUUCAAGUUAUGGUCACCACGGGCCCCCUAUAAUCUCCAGUGAUAUUUUUCUUAUUUCUCUUAAAAUACUUUUCUUUUAUCAAUUAGCUUUAAUGCCAACUAUGAGAGCCAGUAAUUUAAGUUCCAUAUUCAGCAUUGCCAAAAGCUACUCGAAUAAUUUCUGAAAUUUCAUGAAAUCCUAGUUCCAAUAUUCAAUUUAUAAAUCCUCACUUGUGUUUCUUUAAAACCUUGUUCAUAUGUAUCAAUCCACUACGAUUCCGACUAAAGUUGAAAAUUAGUUUUGAACGUCACGAAAAUAAGUUAGUCAAAGUCUGAGCUAUGAUACCUCACUCCUCAUGCACUCAGCUUGAAAUGAAAUGGACCACUUUCGGCAAUUCACUUUAUUAUUCCUAAAUAGAUUGAAGUGCCAGAAAUGAGAAUACAAAAAAACAGUAAAACCCGUUUUAAAUCUUACUCUGAAAUAUUAAAACGAUUAAUCAAUUGAAACCAUUAUCGAUCAAUCUAAGAUUUGAAAGGGGUCGAUUAAUACAGUCUCUACUGUUUUUCUCGUAUUUUAAUUUCUGGUGCUUAAGUCUUAUUGAGACUAAUUGAUUCAAUUGGUACUCUCUCAAUUUUUGCCCAUUUCUAAGGGUAGUCAAUUUCAAAUGGAAGUUGAAACAAUUUUUUCCCCUUGUAUCAUUUAAAAAUUUAGUGCAGGUUAUCCCAAGGUCUGAGGCAUUUUGUUGAUUACUCGCUCUGUCUAAACAUUUUCCAGAGAACAAACUCAUUUCAGGCUUUUGGUGAUUGACUGUAAAUUGCACUACAGAAUUUUUUUAUUCAGUGUAAAUUCGCAAUCGAUUUCAACAAGAGAAAUUUUCCUCCAAAAUUUUCCAAUUACCGAGCCCUCAGCUCCAUAAUGCCACUGUUCGUGAUUCAAGCAUUGAUUCAGGUCUUCCCCCUUUUAAGCCAGAUUGUAGGCUGCCAGUAAAGGCAAAAACUUGUGUAACUUUGUGAUGAUUUGAGCAUUCUAUCAAAACCUGAAAAGAAUCAUUAUUAAGCCUGAACCAAAGUCAAUUGGUUUUUGAUUCGUUCUGAAUGGUCCCAAAAACUUCUAACAAGCCGUGGUAGUUCAUCGGAUUUGAAAUAAGUGGCUUGGUAUUCUCUCCAUUUGUCAAAGGAUUGAAAAAAGAUGUGGAAGUAGUUUCAAUAUUGAGCAAGUUUAAGCAGAGUUCAUGUGAGCGUGUGUCACUAUUGUGAACUCAAAGACUGAUUCCUCCUUUCAAGUUGUUGCUAAUUACUCCUUGCCUCAAAUGUUUAUUCCUUGAGGCUAGAUUGAACUUGUGAUCUCUAGAAAUUUGUCUUGUAUUUAAGUGAUAAAUAGUUUUGAAUGAAGCUGAGCAUUGGCAACGAAUGCCGGUUCUGACUGGAUCAUUGCAAUAAUAAUGUAUUUAUUUGAAUUUUCUUUGUUUAUUGUCUAAGUUCCAAUGAAUAUGUUAUUUAUUUAUCGCAAAUUUUUUUUCUCCCUAGUUUCUAAGUACGUAAUAUUAAAUUUUAUUCGUGCACUUUUAUAGUGAUCUGCAUUACCCAUUCGGAGGGUUGUGGAUUUAGUGUUUGAGGGAUUUUUUUGUUUUAUCAUGCCCCCACCCCCCUAAUAAUUAAUUCGAGGAUCAUUUUGAGUUUGUUGCUUGUUGAUGAGAAUUAUGAUUCUUAAUCGAUUCUUUAUUUUAUUCGUUUUUGUGUUUUGAUUUUUAUCUUAUCAACUCCCUCUGUAAGUAUGUCCUGGUCCCAUUUUCUUCCUUUCCCUCCCUCUUUUUUUUCGUUCCAGUAGUCCUGUGAUGGCAAAUUGAAGAACUUGGAAAAUCUGUACACUUGAAAAGUGUUUCUAAGUCCCUCAUCAAGACUCUCCUUUUUACUUUUCGACUUUUUGGUCUAAAUUUUGUACUUUCUUAGAAUUCUUUCUACAAUCCAGUGUGUAUUUAAUCUCAGAAAAUGAAUUCCAAAUACAUCAGAGUCAACUUAUUCUGCAGAACGUCUUUCUUCUCUAAAUUUUAAUCAAACAACAGUAAAUAACAAAUUAUAUAAAUACGUAUGCAUAUAUUUAUAUUUUUUGGAUCAAAUCCAAUCAUGUAUUUCUCAUAAGACUUUCGCCCAGCUUCAGAUGAUUUCGAAGCAAGUUGUCGAAUUCUCUUUUGUUAAUUUAACCACAGGGAUUUUUAGCUCCACUUUGCAUUGCCAGUUCCUUUGAUGGAGUGUCAGUUGAUAAGGGUGCGAGCUAAAAUCUACCCAUGGCAUCUGCCUGCAAGUUAAUGUAUUUUAUUUUGGGUUCAACCAAGAUUCGUCGAACACCUGUUUUUAUGAGCAAGGGUAACUUUGGGCGAAAUCACCUCCUAAUAUUGGAAGAAACCUAAUGAGUUUCGAUAAAUAAUGAGGGAUAACAAUUAUAAGUGCUUUCUGUACGUCCUUGUGGAUCCUAAUGGCAUUAAAAUUAUCAGUCUAGAAAUGCCCAGACUACCAAUCAUAAAACGUCUGUGAACUUGCAAUGUCAUUUUUGUAAAUAGUUGUCCUUUUGGUCAUUCUAAAUCAAACAAUAUCCCUUCAAUUUUUUAAACCAACCACAAAUAACAAUUGAAUUACCUGGAUUAUGUUUUGUUUAUUAUUUUCUAUGUUUCUACAUCUGCCUCCUCCUUUCUAACUGUGAUCUCAAACUAAAUUAACAGUUUGCUCUUGCAAAAUUGGUACUCAUCCUCCACCCUUCCUCGUGACGUGUGAAGUUAUCAGGUUCAGUUAGAAAAAAUCUACCAAUGUAGUAAAAAAAGAAGAAAAAACUCAUCCUUUCACAGUUGUGUGAAGACAAUUGUAACAAACCAUUUGUAAAGAAUACUUUUUGUUAUCAAGAAGAUAUUUGUAAACAGUACUAUUUAAAUGAAUAAAGAAAAAGAAAUAAUUUACUACA